Messenger RNA from Anopheles moucheti, 3499 nucleotides. It is a transcript of the gene jub, whose product is annotated as LIM domain-containing protein jub. The record is from RefSeq and is a predicted model, not a curated record. Lineage: Eukaryota; Metazoa; Arthropoda; Insecta; Diptera; Culicidae. Gene Ontology annotation, biological process: response to hypoxia; negative regulation of hippo signaling; cytoskeleton organization. The transcript is spliced from 6 exons. Gene Ontology annotation, molecular function: transcription corepressor activity. Gene Ontology annotation, cellular component: P-body; adherens junction; transcription regulator complex. Bases 198 to 2906 code for a protein of 902 amino acids.
UGUAGCUAUGUGGUGAAGUAAACAUAAACUCUACAGUGGAGUAAUCAGUAUUAUAACAAAGGUGAACUCUAUACGCACAAUUUUGAGGCUCGUGUUUAGAAAGCAAAUUCCGAUAAAUACAAUAUUUCGUACAAUAGUUCAUUGCGAAGCAUUUAGCAAAAUCGGCAAACAAACAAAAAAUCGUUUCGCCCAUUAUAAUGUCGAAUCAAAUGCAUACCCAGAAUGCAGACGCAGCGCUACUGGCUAGAAUGCAGCAGAUGCGUUUGGAUGGCGAGAGUGGUGGGGGUGGUGGAGGAAAAAUGAUCGGUUCCCUACCGCGAGCAAAUCAUCCCAGUGGGAGCAGUGGCCACGAUCCAAAUACAGACAACAACGCGUACAGCAGCACGGUGACUUCAACUUCAUCGGCCGUCCAUGGGAUGGGGACCAUUGCCGGAAGCAAUGGGGCAACGGUGGCCGCUUCUAUGGCCACGAUGGUGAACAUGAAUGACUACCGAAUGUACGAUCGGUACCAGAAUCAGAUGCUGGCAGCGGCUGCAGCUGGGAGCAAGUUUCCCGUGCAGCAGAGUAACACUGCGCAUGCUACUGUCUCGACAGCUUCUACCACGGCUGGGAUGAUUGGUGGAGGAGGCAAUAGUGUCAGUUCCAGUGGUGGCAGUUAUCAGUACAGGGUCAACAACAGCCCCACCCAUUCGAUGAGCAAUUCAUCUCAUCACUCUGCCAGUGGCAGUGCCGGUGGCGGAGGUACCAUUCCCAGGACAAGUAACUCCUCGGCAGGACCGAUGCAACAGCAACAUUAUUACGACUCGCGUUAUCAAACGGUGUACGAGAACAUUGACUGUUAUCCGACAACUUUGCAACAGCAGCAGCAACAACAACAGCAAUCUAUCGACGCACACUUGUAUGACCAUCGGAAGUUUGAAUCGCACAACAUCAAGGCACAACCUCAGGUUCCGGCUGGCUCUGCAGGCCAGUCUUAUAUAUUGGCGAACGGCGUUGUUAUGCCUGGUCGUGAGCAUCCAGGAAUGAUGAAUGUCGCUGGCCGAUACGCGCACACUCCACAGCCUACAGAGUUAGCGGCUGCAGAACAACCUCCGAUUUAUGAGAAUCUGCAAUCACCACCAACGGCGGGACAGCAGGCACAACCCCAGGCAACCAAAGGAUCCAUGCAGGUUUAUUAUCACCAACGUGCAGACGGCACAACUCCAAGCCCCAAUGCGCUACCACAGCAGCACCAGCAGCAACAGCAACCUCAUCAACAAUACCAUAAUCCUGCGGACCCACAAUCCCAGCCCAUCUAUGAAACAACGAACGCAAGUUCGCAUAAUUACAGAGCAAGUGGCAACACUGUCGCAUCUGCAGGACCUAUGCACUCUACUGCAACUGCAAUGUAUCAUCAUCAUCAGCAGCAACAACAGCAGUACCAUCACUCGCCGACCAAUAGUAGCAUUUCGGUGAAAAUUGCUCAGCAACCGCAGCCGGUACAGCUACCGAAUGUGAAGUAUCACGCUACUGGUGUUCCAGCAUCCGCUGCAUUGCCCUACGAACACCAGAAGUCGCCCAAACUUGGUCCUUCGAAUGCUCCUUCAUUGCCUCCCAAAUCAUCGGAUGCGCUCAAAACCCAGCAAAAGAACAAUAAGUCUCCAUCUCGCAGCAGCUCCAUCUCCGGUUCGAGCUCACUGAACAAAAGUUUCGUCGAGGAUAUCAAUGGAUCGGAUUAUGUUUGUAUGACUAGUGGCACCAAAUACAACAACUCGAGCAGCAACACUUUGCAGUCCAUGAAGACAAGUCCACUGACAUCACCCCCUGGCACAGCGACACCGAUUGGCGGUUCCAGUGGUUCCACCACGGCAGCCAUGCCAGUUCAGGUGGGCCAGGAACGCCAGUACGCAACGCUGCAGGAGAUGGAAAUAGCCAAGAAUCAGCUAUCGCAUAGCCAACCGAAAGGAGCUGCAACACUCUCCUCAAACAGCACCCUUGGCAACAAAUUGGCGACGAACGGCAGCACUACGAUUGCGGGUGGAAACGUCACAAUGGGUAUGGGCAUGGGCAUGGGCUUAAGAGGUGCCGUUUCUCCGACACCGUCGCAACUGAGUACAGGAUCGGGAUCGGGAAAACCAAAAGGAUUGACCAAAAAUCUGCUCCCAUACAACGUCACUCCGCCUAGACCGACGGGGCCAACUGAGGCUGAACGAAAGAUCGAAGAACUGACGCGCCAGCUAGAGGAGGAGAUGGAGAAGAAUGAGGAGCAAGGAGAAUAUUUCGGCAUUUGUCAUACCUGUAAGGAGAAAGUAACCGGUGCCGGUGCGGCCUGCCAAGCAAUGGGAAACCUUUACCACACUAAUUGUUUUAUCUGCUGUUCGUGUGGUCGUGCCCUUCGUGGAAAAGCUUUCUACAAUGUGCACGGGCGGGUUUACUGCGAGGAAGAUUAUAUGUACUCUGGAUUUCAGCAAACCGCUGAGAAAUGUGCAAUAUGCGGACAUUUGAUCAUGGAGAUGAUCCUUCAAGCGAUGGGCAAAUCUUACCACCCGGGUUGCUUCAGAUGUUGCGUUUGUAACGAAUGUCUCGACGGCGUUCCCUUCACAGUAGAUGUAGACAAUAAGAUUUACUGUGUGAACGAUUAUCAUAGCAUGUUUGCUCCGAAAUGUGCGAGCUGUGGCAAAGGCAUCACACCGAUGGAGGGAACGGAGGACACCGUACGCGUGGUGGCGAUGGAUAAAGAUUUUCAUGUUGACUGCUACAUUUGCGAGGAGUGCGGUAUGCAAUUAACCGAUGAGUCCGAUAAACGAUGCUACCCUUACGAAGGUAGACUGAUGUGUCGUUCUUGCCAUAUACAGAAAAUAUCAAUACAGGACAGGCGCGGGCGCAUUCUUGAGCCCGUAUCUGCAACUUAUCAAUACAUGGGUUAAUGGUGACGGGGAGCCAUCAAUUGCAAAGCAAAGAUAAUUUUUCAGAUCACUAGUUUACUGUUGUCCAGCAGUCGAUUUACAUGAUUUUGCAGGUUGAGGAAAAUGCCGGUGCAUUCCUGCCAGUCAGCUAAACAUUCUAAGCUCGGUUGGCUGAUUGGCUACACGCGUUGCAAUCCAUGCAGGAAAAAGAGCAAAAACGAUGUGUCAAACAUUAAACGUUACUCAUCCGCUUUUUUAGUGUACACAGACAUUUGCUACUCGUUCGUGUUCAGUAGUGGUACGUUUCGCAGCAUAAUCAUACGGGCAAUUCAGAGCCUGUCAAAAUGGUUAAACUUCACCACGCAAUCACAAACUCAUUCAUGAGGAUAUUAUAAGACGAUCGUGCAUCGGAGCUAGAAUAAAACAGUAACAUUCCAUUUAAUGUUUAUGUAGCGUAUUUAAGAAUGGAAUAAGAGAAUAGUGGAACAGUGAUCACACCGACGAUGGAAAAGGGAGGAUAAAAGCGUAUAGAAUGGGAAUUACUGCAAUAUGGUUGCAUGAAUUGCAUUUACUCUGGCCUCAUCAAAUUUGCCAAUGUGCGAUCUAGAUUAAUA